Messenger RNA from Asterias rubens (European starfish), 1361 nucleotides. Its product is annotated as YEATS domain-containing protein 4-like. Lineage: Eukaryota; Metazoa; Echinodermata; Asteroidea; Forcipulatida; Asteriidae. The transcript is spliced from 7 exons. The record is from RefSeq and is a predicted model, not a curated record. Gene Ontology annotation, biological process: regulation of DNA-templated transcription. Bases 19 to 717 code for a protein of 232 amino acids.
UGCAGACGAAAAACAAUAAUGGCGGACUACGGACACGAUUCUGGUGGAAGAGUAAAGGGUAUCAAUCUUGUCAAGCCAAUUGUCUACGGAAACAUCUCAAGAUACUUUGGUAAGAAACGAGAAGAAGAUGGACACACUCACCAAUGGACAAUCUACAUUAAACCCUAUCGGAAUGAGGACAUGUCAACAUACGUAAAGAAGAUCCAGUUCAAACUACACGAGAGUUAUGCCAACGCAAUCAGAGUUGUCAGCAAACCCCCGUAUGAGAUCCAGGAGACGGGUUGGGGCGAGUUUGAAAUUAUCAUAAAGAUCUUUUUUGUGGAUCCAAAUGAAAGACCAGUCACCUUGUAUCAUUUCUUGAAGCUCUUCCAAACAGACACAAACGUUUUCCUAGGCAAGAAGACGCUCGUUUCUGAACAUUACGAUGAAAUGAUUUUCCAGGAUCCUACUGCGAUGAUGCAGCAGCUACUUUGCAGCUCAAGAGUCUUAACGCUUGGAGCUCACAAACAUGAAACAGACUUCAACGAGCUUGAAGAAAAAACCAAUGUAGCUCUCCAGUCCGCCAGGAAGAAGAUUCGCUUUGAGAUCACGGAACUCAACGAGCGUCUUAAGCAGAGCAAAGACACCAUCACCCACUUCAAGGAGGAGAUCAGGAAACUAGAGGAGCAAGAGAGGAAGAAAGAGCGCCAGGAGAAGGUCAAGGAAAAGGUCACAUGACGUGUCAAAGGUCAUGAUUGGAUGUUUCACCUUGCUUUGGUUUGUCUCGUGAGUUUGCCAGACAUUGAAGGACAGCAUCUUUUGUGUGCACCAAACCACCAUCAGAUGUUUUCCAGGCAAAAUGCAACGCAUUAGAAAUAAACAACUUUUCUAUAUGCAUCAAUAUACAGUAGAGGAUUCCGUUGCCAGUGUGAGCUCUGAUGGGCUACUUCUGCUCUUCAUCAAUUGGUAACUGUUGAGAACUGUGUUUAUGUUUUGUUUGAUCGACCAUGAAAUAACCAACCUAUAAAAAUGUGGGCUUAAUCCAUUGUGUGAGUUGGGAGACAACCAUGGACAAUAAUCAACACGUAAUUAAACACAAUGCCCUUUAUUUUGGCUGUAACAACCAAAAACCAGCUUUUUUUAAAAAGGUUUUCAGAUACAACUUUCUUGAAAGAGUGUAAUAUUUCAUAGAAAAGUGGGUCUAUUAACUUUUUAUAGCUUUCAGAUAAAAACUUAACAAUGGUGUUUUUUAUGAUCCUUACCAAUUCUGUACAAUACAUUGAAAAGGCGAGCACCAGUGUAUUGUCAUGCAGUAAUUGUAUCACAGUACUUGUAAUAAUGUAAAUAAAUCAUGAAGUUUUCAAAGUCAUGAAGUAAUUUUU